GCCCGGCCUGCUCGCGGGGCGGGAGGGGGUCCCACCGGGGGAGUCAACAGGGUAGUUUUCCAAUUUCGGUUUUUGCACGCCCCAGGGAGCCCUGGCGGGCUGUAUAUAUAUGGAGGCUUUUCUUCCUUCUUUCCUGGGGGCCGGGAGGCACGCAACCCCAUGCGAUGUUGUGGCAGGGACACUCCUGCACGGUUUGUUGGUCCUGGCAGGAAAGAGCGUCUGCAGAGAGCCCAGCACCAGCGCACACCCCACCCAGAAAAGCUACUGCCCACCCACCCCAUGAUGAUGGACCACCCUUCCCGGUCGUUGCCUGUGCCUGUGCUGCACCCCGGCGCCGGCAGCACCCCGGCACCCCCACACGCACUCCCACACCCACGCACAGUCCUCACCACCACGUCCUACUGCCCCAUCAAGGACAUCGCCGUCAUGCACAACCGGUUCUUCCCCGACACGUUCCCGAACACCCUCACCACGACCACGCUGCAGAGCCGCAGGACCGCGUCGAAACUGCCUGCCCUCUAUGACAGCGGCAGUGGGAGCACCCCCGGCAGCACGGAAAACCCGCUGUCUCCCUCAUGCAGGUCCUCGUCUGUGUCCGGAGCCUCGUCCCCACCCCAAACUCCGAACGCCGGCUCCGCCGCUGCCCCCCAAAGCACAUCUGCCGAGCUCCCGGCGCCAGUCAGCCCCGCUGCUCCUGCAGGCCCUAACUCCGUUGCCAGCACAAACUCCAGCACCAAGCUGAAGCUCAAGUUGACCAACCAGUUCUUCAACGAGAAGUCCGACAUCAAGCCCUGGCUACAGAGCAGGUUGAGCUCCUUGGGCAUCAACAUCGUCAUCGAGCGCUCCGACGACACGAAGAUCGUGUUCAAGUGCAAAUACUCCUUCUCCCAGCCACUGGGGUCCUCAUCCAGUACCUCUGGUGCUGCCAAUAGCCCCAGCAACAGAAAGAAAAAGUUCUGCCCCUUUAGAAUCAGAGCAAAUUACUCAAUAAGACUCAAGCACUGGAGUCUGGUCAUUGUCAACGACUCCCACAACCACCCGCUUCCCUUGGUGAACAUCGAGGACGUUCAGGACAAACUUUCAGAAAGACAUAAUACAGACUGUAACAAUAGCACUGACAACACCAGUCAUAACAAUGCUGAGAAUGGCAAUAAUUACACACACUCUCCAAAUUCCACCAUUGAUGCCGCAGAGGAGGAGAGGCAGCAUCCAACGAAAAGAGUGAAGCGGUCGAAAUCUAGCAGCAGAAUCGCCCUUUCCCCGCUACCACUUCCUCCAUCGACGACCAUCAGUGCUGCUGCCCAAGACGGCAGCAGUGUUCCCAUUCCGCAAAAGACGUCUCCGAUGUUGACUCUAUCAUCGGAAAUGACGCGUAAGUCAUCAGGGAGUGUGGAUUCCUUAUUGAACACCGAGAACAACAGCAGCAGCAACAUACCAAACAAGCUUCCUCCUCUAACGUCCUGCACACAGCUGCCAGCCAAUAACAUGGACUACCACCUUCGCCAGCCACAUUUUCUCCAACCCCAGCACUUGGAUCCUGCCUAUAGAAUCCAGGUAAAAAGAAUCGAAGAUACCCUCAAGGGGUUGGAGAAAAUCGACUCGAUAACGGAAGACUCGAAGGAGAAGAUUUUCAGUAACGUUCUUUCGGUGCUAAACAACUCGAUCUCGGAAGCGGCAAAGCCGGCUGUUACUGUUUUGGCAUCGCCUCUCUCACUAGCACACUCAAACUCCUCCGCUGCCUCCUCCUCCUCCUCCUCCUUGUCCUCAUCCUCCUCCAUCCCCGCAUUCAACCUUGGCAAAUUAAUAGAAAACCCUCCCUCGCUGCAUAGUCCUUCUCUCGGAUCCUCGUCGACGCAUCAGUCGUUCAAAUACACCCCGGCACCACUACACACACACAUCUUCGACUCUUCCAGCCAGGCAUCGGCUCCUCUAUCCACGUAUCCCCAUGCGUCAGGAAAGUUCGGAGAGACGAUCAUUCUCCCAAGCUUGGACGUGUUAAAGCGGGGUCUAGACAACAACGCAGAUUUAGACAACCACGCGAAACCACACAACAAUCAUCUGACCAUUUCGUUAGGGUACAACAACGGUAUCGGUAAAGAAUAUACAUAACGGGCCUCUAUCUUCUCUUUUUUUCUUCUUCUUGAGCUUUUCACCCUUUGCCUGUCCUCAUUCAUAGAGCUCUUCUUCCGGCAACUUUUACUAUCGCAUUUAUACUUUGACUUUUUCUUCUUUUUGUAUUUGAUAC
Molecule: messenger RNA, 2245 nt
Organism: Pichia membranifaciens NRRL Y-2026
Lineage: Eukaryota; Fungi; Ascomycota; Pichiomycetes; Pichiales; Pichiaceae
Exons: 1
Coding region: 160-2109 (649 amino acids)
Molecular function (GO): DNA-binding transcription factor activity, RNA polymerase II-specific
Source: RefSeq, a predicted model, not a curated record